UGGAGGUAAAUUUCUUGUUCUCCGCCACCCUCGUGUCCCAUGUUGAGUUGGGUUAAGGGUGGACUUACCAAUUGUGCUACUUAUUUGGCAUUCAGUGCUCUUACCUACUUUAGUUGUUUACUAAAAUAGUAGGUUGGGUCGACUUCAAGUUUCGUGCAACUUCGGUUGACGUUCUAAAGAAAGUUAUACAAAUGGUAUUUGUCUAAUCUUGUGCAGUGCAUACAUUCGUUGGCACCCAUUGUUAGGGAUCGUGAUAAAGUGAAACUCAUGUAAAUGCGAAGAGAAUCUACUUUUAUCGUUCCCGCUGGUUGAGUUGCGCAUGCUCCAGAUUCCCAACAGGUGGACCACGCGCAGUUUCCGUUCGAUCGAAAUCCGUGUAAAGAAAUUUUAUCGACCUGUUCAUAUCGAUACAUGGGAAUGCCAAAUGAACGUGCCCAUCAUGAUGUAUUAACGCGACGUGAAACAUAGUCACGCGUUGAUGCACCUUAAACGAAAAAUGUUUACCAACCAAAUUCUAAUCACAAAAACUGAUAAUAGCUGCGAAAAAUGGAAGACAGUUGGAGCAACUGGAACGUUAUUUAGAUGGGAUUUUAUUUCCAUGUAAAGAAGACUGGACAACACGCCGGACAAUGAAUUCUUGAUUCUGAUUAGACCUGGGUAACAUAUGCGGUUCAAAAGAAGUAGAAGAAACUCAAUUUAGGUACAUUUUCGUACGUUAAAUUCAAAGUGAACGGACUACAAUGGACGGGAAAAAUUCACGGAGAAAGUGUCGAAGAAUAUUCGAAUAUUAAAACUUCAAAACGAGAACUUACUAUUUUCUGGUUCCAUGAUUUUACUAUUGCAUGUUGCAUCCCAGUGUUAGGAAAAAGACGUUUAUCGUUGGAAAAGGAAGUAGCUGAAAGUGGAAAACAUUGAUAUAACUUAUUAAAAUGGAACUAUAAUGCUGCACGAUCAAAGAGGAUAUCUGCAAUUUCUCUCAGAAAUAAGACUGUAAGGUUAGAGAAAGAUGAAAGAAAAGAUGAGGGUGAAAACAUGUGUACGUUCAGGUAGAGUUAACGUAAUUUCGAAUGCACCGACAGUCUACGACGGUGAAGGAAAGUAAAAGUGUCAUGGACAAUUUCGUACCUCAAACCAGAAUUCCGGUAUGCACGAUCCGGUGGAAGGAUAUAAGGGCGUAACGGCGUAAGGACUUGCUCAUUUGUCUCACGGUUAAAACCAAAUAAUCGGCCGAGGAAACCUCGUGUUCCACUUUCGACUCUAGAACGUGGAACGGAAUGAGGCAAAAAUGAAUUUAAAGCGGUCACGCCUCUUAACGCCACCGAGAUACUUACGUCGUUCGUUCCAUUAGUGGAGUACUCUUUCAAGACUUCCGUGUUUCCUCCAUCUUCUUCUUCUUCUUCUUCUGGCCUGUCGUCAUCCUCUUCUUCAUCUCAGUCAUAUGGCGAGUAAACCGGGCCAACGAGAAAGCUUCUCGCCGAUCUCGUUUCGAGACCGGUACCACUCUGAUGCAUAUUAACUCCGCAUUAACCUGCUCAUUACUGUCGAUAAACGAUAUGAAAUUUGACCUGAGGAAUGAUUUUCAAGGAUCUGAACAAGAAUUACAACAUCUAAGAUAGUAGAAUCCAGAUUGAAACACCCACAUUUGCUAAUUUCUCUACUUGUCAUGUUUUACCCUGGAGUUCCCGGGGCAGAGUAGCGAACUGCAGUUAGCUGUGUCACUUGGUAGUACCCUUAAACAAAGAGAAGAAAUUCUAUAGCUUCCAAGAAUCGUUUCUCUUUUAUCCCAUAUUUUGUAUUCACGAGUUCGUAACUUUAUAUUAGAAAAAAAUACAAAUUCUUAAAUGUUUGGCCCAAAAUUUUCAUCGGGAGAAUUCGAGGCAUAGUUUGUUAUCAUGUAAACGAAGAGACCUUUCCCGAUUUCCUUUUCAAAGCUAAUUGUUAUCUUGAAUAAAAGAAUGAGAAGUAUUUUGUGUAGGGAAAAACGGGAAACUAUUUCGGAACAUUCCUACAUGUAUUUUACGAUCCUAAUUUGCAAUUUUCUUUGUCGUGCUUCCCAGAAAUAAAUUUAGGCAUUAUCGACUAAGUAACUUGAAUGAUCCCGCGCGUUAGAAUAUCAUACAAAAGGUAAAUAGAGACAAUUACUGUACAAAGUUCCGUAAAAUCGACAGGAGGAAGAAAAUUACUUUGAAAUUUCGUUGCAUUGACUAUGUAAGACCCAUUCUCUAGUUGCUCGCAUCUGUCCGGGAUAGAAAUACGACAUCCACGGUUAUAUCAUUGUAACGUUACUUCUGCACUCGGGGAUGAAUGUAACAGGUGUACAGCUACGAUCUACGAUCCGAACCGUUUUAAUUGGAACUAUAAAACCGCUAUCAAGGAGCGGGAAUCCUCGGAAGCUCCAUACACGACGCUUCGUACCUGGGCACCAAGAAACCAGAAACGCGUGGGUCGGUGUUACGUUUACACGAUGGAAUCCUGAGCUACAUGCAAGUAGGGGCCAACGUGUAACCACGCUUAAAUGGACGUGACGAGCGUGGGUCUCCUGUACAGUUGACUUGCGUGGGUCGCCACUGAGAAGUCACCUGAAAGAACUAACAGUGACAAGUUCGACAUCGCGUGAAAACGACGGACUGGUCAAAUCGGAGGCUGCGGCGUCCAUUGUGACCGGGAAACGUGAAAGUCUCGGGAAUAAACUAGGUUAAAUAAGCUACUUUGUUCAAACACACUUUGUUCAAACAAAAUAUCUAACAUGGGAAAAGUAGGAAUUGAAGGGAACUACACCCAAGAGCAAAAAACGAUACGACGAUAACAAGACCUGUACAGAAACGAAAGUAUAAACGCUGUAACACAUACUAAUAAUACUGCAAAACCUGUGGAAUAAAGGGGAACCAACCCAAGGGCAAAAAGCGAAACGAAGAAGAAGUCGGAGGCUCAGUUGUUUUUUGAAAGUUACUGCGACCGGGACUCUCGGUACACCUCAUCAACGGUGCGCAUCAAGCUCGAAGUUAUCCACACCGUGUUACGUGAACCGCUCUAACAAAGGAAAUAAUUUACAUAAGUGAUAAGCAAAAGGGUUUCAAUGUGAAAAUAGGUUCCUUGCUCCAAAGACUCAAAUUACUGGGGGAGAAAAGCAGAUCACGGUUGGAGUUCUUCGAUCGUUUCAAUCGUGCCGAAACGUUUUAAUCGCGGAAAUGGCUAUUUUAGUGGUACAGCUGAUUCGUGACAAGAACGUCGAAGAGGAUCAAGCGAACACAUUUCUAAAGAGAUUCAACGUUUUCAACUGCACUGCUCGAAAGAUGCUUCGCCAGCAUAUGAAAUUAUGCAACGAAUAGGAAAUGUGGCAUGAUGUAACUGAAAGUUUAAGGUGAUAGUCCCUGUAUCCGUUCGAUAUUCCGAAUUCUUGUUCCCAAGAAAUCUGUCUGGAAAGGAUUAACUCCUACGUACCUAACACUGACUGGAUUAUUAAAAUCCGUGACCUGGUUAAUUACUCGAGAAAAAUCUCGCGCUCUGCUCCAAAUACGGAAACGAUCGGUCGACGCUCCCGAUUUAGCGAACAAUUUCCGUUCGAGGCCGCGUUUCGAAGCGGGUUCGCAGACUCGUAGGUGCGUUCAUUACUCAUCGAGUACCGAGUACUCCUCUCUUUCUCUCUGUCAUAUGGACGUAGACGGUGCCUCGCAGCUCGGAACGGGAUAGUGUCCGUUGCCUCUCCGCUACACCGCGGGAUGGACUCUGCUAUAAAUAUCGUAAAUAUCGAUCAAAGGAACUUUACAGACAAGUGAGGCAGUUCAUCAUGUCGCGUUCUAGCUUUCCUAACAAUCAAAUAUAUAAAGAGCGAGCCGAUGAAUUGAAACUACAGAAGCACACGUACGUAGCUGUCUCCGCAAACGGAGCAUGAAGUGGGAAAAGGACGAUUGUCGUAGUUUUGACGAUUGAAUCGCGGAAAGAAAUUUAGGAUUUUACCGCAUCGACUCGUGAAUCACCACAUCGAGGAGCUGGAGACAGGAGAACUUAAAGGAGGUUAAACCACGUUCUCUAAGCGCUACGUUGAACAUGGACAAAAGAUGUGUUACCGCCCCAGUAUCGAAGUUACGGUCAUUGUCAAAGUAGUCACCAUUUCCGGACCGAAUGGAUUUUCACCCAACAUCCCAGUUCAAGUGGCGAUGAAAGAAAACGAGGACGUUCGAUUUUCUGGGAAGAGCUGAUCAAAUCAAUGCAGUAAUUCCGGAGAAGAAAGCAUUCUUGUGCUUCUUCAAGCGGUUAGGCAAUUCAGUGCGCGUGUGUGCACCAGUUGUGCCUUUCUAGGGACAUCGCGAUGUCUCAUAGCCAAUGAAGAAGUUACGACAAAAACAAUAGGAUGUUCGUAGCCGGCACGAGGAAAUUAUGCAGAGUCGGGCUGGCCGCUGUUUUAGUCACUGCCCUCUGUGCCCUCGCACUCCUGGACUUGCCACCUCAACUGCCAGAUCCUCCUACGGAUCGGCCGCCUACGAGAGGUGGAGAGCCUCCAGGCACGAGGAGCAUCGUGGCUUACUCGUGGGCGCGAAGAUUGGCACUCGAUUACAGACCCUCUACCGAGUGCGCCGGUAAUGGAACUCCGAGUAUGGCGGUGCACGCACUCGAUCACCUCGUAGACGAACCCUGGCUUGAGACAAUCCCGGGACAACUAUUCCUCUACAGCGCACAUUUAGACCGAAGAGUACCCGGCUAUCCCGGGAUAAGGGUGAUUGGCGUUAAACGGGGCAGCCUCCGGACCUUCACACUCUUCUGUACCGUUUGGUACCAGGAGGGAGGAUUAGUUAAAUCCUUGAGCAUGGAGUCCCUGAUAGCCGACAUCUGGUUGGAUGAAUGGGGUGGAAACACUAUCACCUAUACAGGAAUUUUGGCGACUUGUCCAAUUCCCAGAUCUAUUCUACCUCUAAAGGUUACAAUAAGCCCCACUCCCUGUUACGAGAAUCCUAGUCAUAGUUUAAUAAUAAACCAGAAAACCGCACACCGCCCUAACACCAAGAGGCAAUUUACAUUGUGCAUCAAAGGCUUGGACUUCGAGGAAGAUGUCUCCAAGAAGCUGGUUGCUUUUGUAGAGUUGCACCGUAUUUUAGGUGCCAGCUUCUUCCACUUCUAUGUUUUGAACGUCCAUGAAAAUGUACUCAAGGUGUUGAGGCUCUACGAAAGAUCUAACGUUGUUAGAUGGAUCAGAUUCAGCUUGCCCGGUGAUUUACCUAAUGAGAAAAAUGAGAGAAGAUCGUUUUUAGAAAAGAAUCCCUGGAUCAAAAGACGAAUGGAAUUAAUUCCUUACAACCAUUGCUUUUACGAGAACCUUCAAGAUUCCGAGUAUGUGCUUCCGAUUGACUUGGACGAAACCAUUGUUCCAAGGCGUUGCAGAAACUGGUCUCACCUUUUGCUUGACGAGAGGAAAAGGUUAGGUAAAUCGUUCAAGGAUUUCGCCUCCUACGCAGUGAGAAACGCUUAUUUCUUUCCGGAGCUUCAAAACCGUAGUCACUCGACUCGUGAUGCCGAUCGCGACUUGGAUUUUGAUUACAUGGACACUAUGAGAUCAGCUAUCAUUUCACCUGAAGGGGAUUCAGUCAAAAGCUUUAUUUCUACAAAGCGUGCUCUAACCGUACACAACCAUUAUGCAUUAACAACGCUAAACCCUUCGACAAAGAGAGCCCAUCAUUUCGAUCCUAGGGAUGUCCUAAAACAUCAUCAUCGAGUUUGCGACAGUAAGCACAUUGACUGCGAUUUGUUAAUGGAGGAUGUUCGUAUAGACAGAUCAGCCCUGAGAUUUGCCGAUGAACUAAAAAGCAGGAUCAAGACUGCUUUUGACCACCUCAACGCUUUGUCGAUGUGAUGCUGAUGUGUAAAUAAAGAUCUCCAAUAAAUCAUAGUUUUGAUUACCUCGCAAA
Molecule: messenger RNA, 5900 nt
Organism: Orussus abietinus
Lineage: Eukaryota; Metazoa; Arthropoda; Insecta; Hymenoptera; Orussidae
Exons: 3
Coding region: 4352-5845 (497 amino acids)
Source: RefSeq, a predicted model, not a curated record